AUGUCUUCCUCUUCUAUGCCACCUCCUCCUACUCCCUUUGCUCACCGUCGAACCCCUCGACUCAUCACCAAGAACCUAUCUCUGUCACCACCCGCUUCGCCGGCGUCAUCAGAAUGUCUUCUUCGUAGGAUGUCCAAGGGCGCCACGUUCCACUACUCAUCCUCGCCGUCCACGGUCGAUGAUCCAGUCCUGAGCAUUCCUCACCUGACUCGUCGAUCCCCAACAUGCUCUCAGUCCACUCUCACUAGCUGGCUGUCGGAGAAAGAGGACGUCGCCAAGUCCAUCGCCGAUUUCGAGCAAACAUUCUCCGGCGCACGUGGGAAGAAGUCCUCCAGUCGCCGAACUUCCGCCCAGAACUUUGAGCAGCAAGUGAAGGCUUGUCGCGGUUCGCUCCCGUCGGAUGAAGGAUUGGGAUCAUCGAUCAGUCCGGCCAGUGACAAGGGUCUCGCCAAGUCAUUCGAAAGAGCUUUGGAUUUGUUGUCGAACAGAGAUAGCGGGCUGGGUACUUCCGUUAGUGACUCAGUCGAGAAGGUUGUGGGAGACACCUCCGAAGAAGACGGUCUUGUCAAAGACUUGAUUCAAGGUUGGAUUGCCCGCUGCGUCUUGAUGUGUGAAGACAUUGUUAACCAUCCCACCACAGAAGCUGACUCGCCAGAAUCGACAUCUCGCCGCGCCAGGCCACGAGAAGGUCACCCCUCAUCUAGGACUUCCACCACCGCUAUCACACGAAGCAUCGCCCCUCCAACUUCCCGGACGGCUGCUCGUCAUCCUCCUCUGAGCCCCUGGGCCCGAAACAAGAUCAAGGAAUAUAUCAUCACCCCCAUCCUCCGGGAGGAUCGAUUUGAGAUCCUUCAUCCUCUUGUUACUGCCCUCGGUUGCAAGGCCAACAAGGCCAUCCGAUGCUUGCGUGAUCUCGAACAGAGCCUAAUCUUCCAGCCAUUGACACUUGCCAUCUCACGGCCACUCUACCGGGUCUUUGGUGAAUUUACGGUUCAGCUCGUCGUUGAUACUUACCAACAUCUCCCGGAAUCGGAUCAACGACGUGCCGCUGAUCGUCCUUACGACAACGGAUACUUCCUUGAUCUCGUCCAACAGGUCAAUCGACUAGCUUCUCAUAUCGGUUCCUCCAAUCGCGCUCAGCAGGCCGGUCCUGCUGAAGACGACGAAAUGGCCUACUCUAUCGACGACGAGGUCACCCUUGAGGGUGGUCUCGGUGAGACCGGCAAUGAAGCUGAACUCGUUCGCUGGAAGAACGGCAAAGGAAUUUCCCUCCGAACUGGCCUGCCUUAUGUCCCCACACCGGGCAUUAAGCGAUCCAGCAGCGACGCUUUGGACGAAGACGUCGCCAGAUCCAUGGCCCGAAGGAAGAAGGGCUAUAUUCCCGAGAUCGUCGAGAUGAAAUGCCACGACAAGUCAUGCGACAAGAUAUUCACCAGAAAAUGCGAUUUGGCCAAGCACGAGAAGACUCAUUCUCGUCCCUUCAAAUGUCCCGAGGAGAGCUGCAAAUAUCACGAACUGGGUCUUCCCACCGAGAAGGAGCGUGAACGUCACUACAACGACAAGCACGCGAAAGACCCUCUCUUCUACAAGUGUGAAUUCUGCGAGUUCCGAACCAAGCGUGAGAGCAAUUGCAAACAGCACCAGGAGAAGAAGCACGGCUGGCAUUACGAGCGCGCCAAGGGCAAGGACAAGGCGACUUCCACCACCAAGAUGACACCGGCCCAGACUCCUCGCACUCCAAGCAUGGACUACUCUCCAAGUCCUGCCGUUUCCAUCAGAACCUGGGACGACGGAAGCUCCAUCGCAGGCAGCAUCGCCGGGAGCGCUUCUAUGACACCUUUCGAGCAGCCACUGAACAACUUCGAUAACUAUCAGUCCGCUCCGGUCACUUACUCGAACCCGAUCUUCCCUCGUACGACUCCAUCCGUGUCGUACAAUCAGACGGACGAUUUCGACUUCAAUGCCACUCCAUUCAACCAGAACUAUCAACCUGCUCAGGCAUACAUUUCUCCUACCAACACCACUCCCAUCACCCCUCACAACAUGAUGUCCACGCCGAUCACACCGGCUUAUAGCAACAUCACGGAGCCAUCUCCUUACGACAAUUCGAUGGAUAUUACCAUGGAUUGCAAUCCUCCAACCACUUGGAAUUCUGGCCUGCCCACUCCGGGUUCCUUCCUUCAACCUCAUUCUCGCAACCCCUCCAUCUCCGACCAAUCUCCUAUGAUAGCUGUCCCAUCUGGGCAAUCUUUCGGUGAUGCCCCUCUCCUGGUCCAGGAGCCGGACUUCCCUUCAGGGGAUUUCUCAUUAUUUGGAGGCGAAGGUAGCAAUGCCUUUUCGAACCCAGCUGCUGCCACGGCAACUCUGUUCCCUGGUGGGCCUGAGAUAUUUGCUUCACUUGACAAUGAUCCAAUGCUUGAUCCCGCCUGGAAUGACAGCGACUUUAUUGACUACGAAUGA
This is a messenger RNA of Rhinocladiella mackenziei CBS 650.93, 2460 nucleotides long. RefSeq lists its product as uncharacterized. The transcript has 2 exons. The coding region runs from base 1 to 2460 and encodes 819 amino acids. The record is from RefSeq and is a predicted model, not a curated record. Lineage: Eukaryota; Fungi; Ascomycota; Eurotiomycetes; Chaetothyriales; Herpotrichiellaceae.